This is a messenger RNA of Girardinichthys multiradiatus, 1062 nucleotides long. RefSeq names its product tumor protein, translationally-controlled 1 (gene tpt1). Gene Ontology annotation, cellular component: cytoplasm. Lineage: Eukaryota; Metazoa; Chordata; Actinopteri; Cyprinodontiformes; Goodeidae. Gene Ontology annotation, molecular function: calcium ion binding. Bases 126 to 638 code for a protein of 170 amino acids. The record is from RefSeq and is a predicted model, not a curated record. The transcript is spliced from 6 exons.
AUCGUGACAUCAGCAGGAUGUAAACGCGGCGGCUCGCGGCCUGAUCGGUCUUUUUCCUCUGCCGUGCUGUCGGGGCGGUUGGCCUGCUCUCUGUCUCUGAAGAUUUUAACACCGAAGCAGCAAAAAUGAUUAUCUACAAGUGCAUCCUCACCAAUGAUGAGAUGUUCUCAGACACGUUCAAAGUAAAAGAAUCUGAAAGCGGAAUCUUCUUCGAAGUUGAAGGAAAGACGGUCACCAGGACAGAAGGGUUUGACGACGCUUUGAUUUCAGCCAACGCCUCUGCUGAGGAGGCGUGUGAAGGCAACGAGUCAGCCACAUUCUCUGGUGUGGACAUCAUCCUCAACCACAAGCUGCAGGAGACUGGCUUCGACAAGAAGCAGUACAUGGCGUACAUCAAGGACUACGUCAAGGCUGUCAAGUCCAAGCUGCAAGAGACCAACCCUGAGAGAGUGGAGAGCUUCAUGGCCGACGUCCAACCAGAAGUUAAGAAGAUCAUCGGAAACAUCAAGAACUAUCAGUUUUUCACAGGAGAGUCCAUGAACCCAGAGGGCAUGGUGGCUCUGCUGGACUACCGUGAGGACGGCAUCACACCAUACAUGCUUUUCUUCAAAGAUGGCCUGCUGGUCGAGAAAUGCUAACUACCUGGAAUAAGAUCUGCUGUUGAAUUGACUGCUGCUCCCCCAAAAUGCCCCCAAAACGCAGACUUGAAGGGGCAUUAUUCUGCAUCUUGCCUGAACGGACACUCACCCUGCCCACACUGGCCCGCAGCACAACUGAACUGUGGGAAAUUUGCCAUUUGGUCAUCAGAUACAAUUUUUAACUUUAUUUUUUUGCAGUAUUCAGUUUUCCCUUUGGGCCAGCGCUCAUGUUAAACUAAAAGGCAGGACAGAAAGUGAAACUCUGACUCUGGCUGCAAAGCAGUUUUUCUGUUUUAGCAACAAUAUGUACGGUUUGACAUCCACAGCCUUUAUCAUGCUUGGGUUUAUGGUUGUGUUAAGCUAGUCCUUCUCCAAUGCAAAGACUUCAGGUUCAAUUUGAAAAUAAAAAGUACCUCUACUUUAA